AAAUGAAUUAAAAUAAAAUGAAGUUAGCUACUAAUUUUUAUUUUUAUUUUUAUUUUUGGAAUCAUCAUCUUUCUCCCAUGAUAUGUGACCCCAAAUAAUACAAAUCAAAAUUCAAAAACCAACGGUUAUAUUUCCGAGAAAUCUGUGAAAAUCUUGGAGUAUGGUGUAUGCUAAUUUUUCUUAGAAAUCACGAAAGUGUAUGUUUAACCGAGAUGCCAACAAGUGUAUAAGAUGGGUGUAAAGAAUCUCUGGGAUAUCUUGGAAUCUUGCAAGAAAACACUUCCUCUUCAUCAUCUACAGAACAAGAGGGUAUGCAUAGAUCUUUCUUGCUGGAUUGUUCAACUUCACAAUGUCAACAAAUCUCACUGUGCCAUGAAGGAGAAGCUCUAUCUCAGAGGCCUCUUUCACCGCCUCAGAGCUCUCAUUGCCUUGAAUUGUAGUCUCAUUUUUGUCACUGAUGGAGCCAUUCCUGCUAUCAAAGCAUCUACUUAUCGAAGGCGUUUAAAUCCUGGAAAUGUGCUCACUCAAGAUGAGGCGAUUAAACUGUCAUCAAUACGAAGAAACACAGGAUCUGAAUUUUCUCGCAUGAUAAAAGAGGCUAAAGUCCUUGGAAAUGCACUUGGAAUUCCGUGCUUAGAUGGGAUUGAGGAGGGUGAAGCUCAGUGCGCAUUGUUAAACUCUGAAUCAUUCUGUGAUGGAUGUUUCACAGCAGAUUCUGAUGCCUUCCUAUUUGGAGCAAGGACAGUGUAUAGGGAUAUUUGCCUUGGGGAUGGCGGGUAUCUAGUUUGCUAUGAAAUGGAUGAUAUUGAGAGAAAGCUCGGACUCGGAAGGAACUCCUUGAUAACACUGGCUGUUAUUCUUGGUGGUGAUUACUCUGAAGGAGUUUAUGGCAUUGGUCGGGAGUCAGCUUGUCAGAUUGUUAAAUCGAUUGGUGAUAAAGCUGUUCUUCAAUGGAUUGCAUCAGAAGGAUUUUCCUUUGCAAAGAAGAAAAAAGGUUCUAAGAGACAGAAUGAAGAUGAUAAAUACAAUGGUAAAGAAAAUGCUGCACAGUAUAAAAAUCCUGAUGGAAGCAAAUGCCCUUCGCAAAUGAAAAGUCAGGUGUUGCAAGUAUUAGAUGCUUAUCUGAGACCAAAGUGCCAUUUAGCAAAUUCUGACGCUGUACAAAGGAUUCUUGCAUUGUAUCCAUAUAGCCGCAGCCAGCUUCAGCAAAUAUGCACUGAAAUGUUUGAUUGGCCUCCUGAGAAGACAGAUGAGUAUAUCCUUCCUAAGAUUGCUGAAAGGGAACUGCGGAGAUUCGCCAACUUGCGGUCCACUGCAUUACGUGUGGGAGUCCAGGUUCCACUAAUUGAGAUGCCAAUAAAGUGUCCUUUAUCUCGAAUUAUCAAGCCGAGAAAAAAUCAAGGAGUGGAUUGCUUCGAGGUGUCUUGGGAAGAGAUGGAUGGACUUGAAACCUCUAUAGUACCAGCUGAUCUCGUUGAGAGGGCUUGUCCAGAAAGGAUUUUGGAGUAUCAAGAAAGAAGAGCUCAACGAAAGAAAAGAAAUAAUGCUAGAUCAAGACCAAGGAGACUAGAAAAAGCACAGCUCUUGGGUCAAGUGGAUAAGGAACUCCAAGACCUCUUGCUUGAGGUUUAUAGAGAUGACUUUACCACUGAUGAUACCGCUUUUUUGUGUGGAUCAGUAUCAGAGGAUGAUGAAGGCAUUGCUCAAAUUCAGGGUACUAUACAGUCCAAUGAUACAUGGAAUAGCAACUAUGUAAAGAAGGAUGCUUUUACUUCUGGGAGCGCCAGUAACCAAGAGAGCAACAUUUUACCAGCUUCAUUUGAAGAUGAAGUAAUUGAUACAGGCAAUAGCGUGUGUAGGGAGAAGGUUGAUUUUACUUAUGAGAGCUGCAGUUGCCAAGAGAGCAACAUUUUACCAGCUUCAUCUGAAGAUGAAGUAAUUGAUCUAACGAGGAGUCCACCACCGCAGCAUGCUUCUGGGAAGUCCAAACACCUAGAGGAUAACGUUCAACGAAUUGAUCUGAUUGAGCUUAGUGAUUCAGAAAAUGAUACGUUCUCCCCUGAACAUUCAAGGAGAGCCAGAGAACUGAGAAUGUUCAUUGCGGGAAUUAAGGACAACAGCUACUGAGUGUGAACAUCAAUGUUUUCCCAGUGUAACGAGCAUAUAUGUAUAUUUAUUUGUAUGUUUAUCAUAAGUUGCCCAUCUCUGGCAAUUGCUCGCGUGAUGUCAACUUGUGAUGAAAUGUCUUUUCUUGAUUUGUAUGCUAGCCAGCUUUCAAAUGCUAACACAUUUUUUCAAAAAUAAUUAAAGAAGAAAACUAAACUCCUUUUUCUAUCUUUUUGGUUACUUGUUUUUCAGGCCUUUUAGCGACCCAGAGAACAGAUACCUGAGAGUUUUCUGGAUGGAGUAAGAAUUUCACUGCAGAUUAUGGUUCCAACAGCAUAGCUCCUCUUAAUAGACGGCCAAGAUUAAAAUUUGAAACCAUCCAAAUGUGGUCUACCAUGUUGAAUGUCCCACACCUGUUUAUUUAUUGGAUAAAACUAAAAGGCAACCAUAAAUUUCUUUGCUAUCGUAUGCGGAGCAAGAUGAAGUAGUCAGCUUGAGCGUGUACUACAAUAAAGCAAUGAUGGAAGCCAACAGGGGGAUAUAAUUAUAUAAAAGUGAAUGCAACAAUACAGUAGUGAAGAAGCUGCAGGGUCUGGAGCAAGACGUGGUCAUAAUACCCUUCGCCUUGUGGAAGCAAAUGAAGCAGUAGCUCUGCAGGAAGCAUAGCCUUCCAUUGCGCUGAAUGAUGCAUUUCAAGGAUUUGCCAAAGUAGUUCUUGAACUAGAUUAUGCGCCUGUUGGUUGUUUAACAUGUUGUAAGGGAUUCAUAUCACCUCCCUGAUGAUUGCAGAAUUUUAACAGCAGACACUUGAUAGUAGGAAAGGAAAUGAAACUGACGUUGCCUGUUUUGGCCACUCAAUUUGCAUAUCAGGUGCUUUGGCAAAAUGUACAAACUACAUCAACAGAUUCAACCAUGCUUCAUUUUUUCGAGAUGGAAUACCUGCCAAGAUCAGUUAGAUAGCCCUUCAAGCUGAAGAGAUGCAGAUGCCUCACUACUAAUUAGGCAAGCAUCAGAUUUUGUUAUGGAAAUUUCAAUUACUGAUUUAAUUCAAUUAUUUUUCUUUGUAAAACUGGCACCUUGUACCGGAGGGAGACCUAUUAUCUCCUUAAUUUACCUUAAGCAUAACAUAUGGAUAAGGGUGAGCGUGUUCAGCUUGUAAAAUA
Capsicum annuum is the source of this 3269-nucleotide messenger RNA. RefSeq names its product single-strand DNA endonuclease 1. Bases 232 to 2127 code for a protein of 631 amino acids. The transcript is spliced from 14 exons. NCBI's taxonomy places the organism in Eukaryota, Viridiplantae, Streptophyta, Magnoliopsida, Solanales, Solanaceae. Gene Ontology annotation, molecular function: 5'-flap endonuclease activity. The record is from RefSeq and is a predicted model, not a curated record.